Molecule: messenger RNA, 2374 nt
Organism: Acipenser ruthenus (sterlet)
Lineage: Eukaryota; Metazoa; Chordata; Actinopteri; Acipenseriformes; Acipenseridae
Gene: klf17
Product: Kruppel like factor 17
Exons: 3
Coding region: 141-1448 (435 amino acids)
Biological process (GO): regulation of transcription by RNA polymerase II
Molecular function (GO): RNA polymerase II cis-regulatory region sequence-specific DNA binding; DNA-binding transcription factor activity, RNA polymerase II-specific
Source: RefSeq, a predicted model, not a curated record
AGCCACUUUCAAAGUUCAAGCAGUUGCGAAGUCUUUGCUGUGUAGAACAGUUUCUAAAACUCAACUUUUCCUCACUGACUGGAUUUAGAAAUUGAGACCAAUUGCUAGGAGUUUGUGCCUGUCAAAACAAACUCUUUACCAUGGCUCUAACCGAUGCCAUGCUGCCUUCAAUCUCCACAUUUGCUGACCAGAGUAUGGAUGAAAAACAAGAUGAAAUUGUGCAUAGGUGGAAGGUGGAGCGCGACGACGGUAAUGGAGCGAGGAACGAAUUCAGGCCACUCAUUGAAGUUGAAUUCAACGUCGUUGAGUCAGCGUCGUUAAAGAAGGAGGAAGAUGAUUUAAGCAAAUUCUUGGAUUUAGAGUUUAUCCUGUCCAAUACCAUUGCAUCUGAGAAUGGGAAUAACUCUUUACACCCAUCAGCUUACCCGCUGCCCGAGACGCCCGAGAGCUGCAGUACUGUAUACGACAGCGACGGCUCCUACCCUACGCCAAACAACUACGGUAACAGCAAUAGCUUUUCAGGAAGCCCAAACCACAGCCUGGUCGCUGAACUCCUAACCCCAGAGCUGAACUACAACGGUUCUUGUGACAUUCAACAGGACUAUAGCAUGAAGGCAGUCGUGGAUAGAAGGGAGUACACAGAGCUUAGGACACCCAACGUGAAUCCUAUUCAGUUAUCCAUGCGCACGGACAAUAUGCACCACAUGGGACUAAAAAUCAAAACAGAGAACCAGGAGCACUCAUGCAUGAUGGCAGCUGAAUGUAUGGGGCAGAUGAUAGACCAAAAGCCACCCCUGUUGCCCAUGCAUCACCAACAGCAUAUUCAUCAAGUGCCACAUCGUGGGUUUGUUCACCAUAGGGUACCCCAAUCGGCAUCCUUAGAAGAAAUGGUUCCAAAAGACUGCCAUUCUAUCGCUGAUAUGCACCCCCACCCACACAUGGCCCUUCAUCAGCAGUAUCAUUUCGUCAACUCAUAUACAAACCAUUAUGGCCACCACCAAGCCACGCCUCAGUUUCACGGACAAUUCAACAUCUUUAGAGAGCCCAUGAAGGUUCAUCACCAAGGCAUGCGUGGUAUGAUGCCGACUCCUCCGUCUUCUCCGCACCUGGAAUUCUUUGCGCCCGUCUGCACCCCAGAAGACUGCAAACCCAAACGAGGACGCAGAUCCUGGGCAAGAAAGCGGACAGCAACCCACAACUGCGAGUACCCGGGCUGUGGGAAGACGUACACCAAGAGCUCUCAUCUGAAAGCUCACAUGCGCACUCAUACAGGUGAGAAACCUUACCAUUGUAACUGGGAAGGCUGUGGAUGGAAAUUCGCCAGAUCUGAUGAACUUACUCGCCACUACAGAAAACACACUGGUCACAGACCAUUUCAGUGCCACCUGUGCGAGAGGGCCUUCUCCCGAUCCGACCACCUGGCACUGCACAUGAAGAGACACAUGUAAAAAAAAAAAAAAAAAAAAAAAAAAAAAAAACCUUGAACAUUUAAAAAAUAAUUAUAAUAAUAUUAUAAAAUGAAUAAAGUGGCUAUUUAUAAGAGAUCACAUAUUUUGGGUAAACAAUACGUUAAUUUAUGUAUAUAAAAUUGUCACUAAAUUAAGACUUAGUAUUUAAGCAGUUAACCUUCUUGAUGUGCCUAAUACACAUAAUGACGUCAGCUGUGGCAUUUCAAUUUUUACAAAACAGGGCGGGACCCAUGUUGUAUAUUAUUGUGUAUAGCUUUUUGAAACCGAACAUUUGUUUGUACCUUCGUUUUUUUUGUUGUUAAUAUUGCUUACGUAAAACUACCAUGUCAAGAGGCAAAACGAAAAAAAAAAAUUGAACUGUGGGAACUAUUUAAUCUGUGUCUUAUAACUUAAAAAAAAAAUCUUUCUGUGUAUAAAAUGUUUGCUUGUUUCGUCUAGUUAAUUCCUUUACUGCCGACUCUUUUGGUCUGUAAAACAUCAUUGUUUUUGAUGUUCUCGAGUUUCUGGUCUUUAAAAAGUUACAGAAUCAGGUACUGAUGACUGCCUUGUUUAAUGAAGUUGUACACUUUGUAAAGAUAUACAUGAACUGUAUUUUUUAUUAAGCAUAUACUUGAAACUUUUUUCAGCAGAAGUUAUUAACCACUUGUUUACUGGCCUCAUAUAGCUCUCCAAAAAAGUUAUUAUUACUAUUUUUGUAUUGGUAUUUCUAUGUAGACGAAGGCUAAAAGCUAAAUAACUCACUUCAAAAGUGCAAUAUGUGGUGUUUAUCUUCUUAUUUUAAAGUGGAUGCUUUUGUAUAGUUGGUUAUCCAAAGAAAAUAUAUAUAUAUAUGUAAAUAUAUAAUGUAUGUUGCUGUGUGUUUUGAGAAAAAUAAAGUUAAUAUUAAAAAAAAAGAAAAAAAAGAU